This is a messenger RNA of Myripristis murdjan (pinecone soldierfish), 6919 nucleotides long. RefSeq names its product TAF1 RNA polymerase II, TATA box binding protein (TBP)-associated factor (gene taf1). Gene Ontology annotation, biological process: RNA polymerase II preinitiation complex assembly; DNA-templated transcription initiation; transcription by RNA polymerase II. Gene Ontology annotation, cellular component: transcription factor TFIID complex. The record is from RefSeq and is a predicted model, not a curated record. The transcript is spliced from 41 exons. Lineage: Eukaryota; Metazoa; Chordata; Actinopteri; Holocentriformes; Holocentridae. Gene Ontology annotation, molecular function: histone acetyltransferase activity; RNA polymerase II general transcription initiation factor activity; TBP-class protein binding. The coding region runs from base 323 to 6256 and encodes 1977 amino acids.
AUUUGGCGGUUUGCUCACUAGCUAAUGAUGCUAGGAGCAGUGAGUGCGGGCGCAGCGCCGCUGUCCCUAACAAAAAACAGCAAAUAAAAACACGAAAAUCUACAUCGAGUCAAGGCUUUUCAAAGUUGUAUGAAAGACAAGUUAUUGGCGACUUUUUAAAUGCAACAGUACAUAAUAACGACACCGACGCUGGCUCAUAGAGAAGAUGUUUAGCGAUAGAUGUUAGCUUGCAGGCUAUUAGCUAAUGUUAGUUAGCAAUCAUCUAACAUAUCAAGCUGGCUAAAACCUCAAUGUACGGAAUCUGAACAAAAGUCACGCAAGGAUGUCGGACUCAGACAGCGAUGAGGACCAAGACCGUCCUUUCUCCCUGACCGGCUUCCUCUUCGGAAACAUCAACGAGGAUGGCCAGCUGGAGGACGACAGCGUUCUGGACAAUGAGUCAAAGAAACAUCUGGCUGGUUUGGGCUCUCUGGGUCUGGGCUCACUCAUCACAGAGAUCACUGCCAGUGAGGAGGACGAUCAAGAAGAGAACAGAGACUCUGGUGCUACAGAUGCAGAUGGUUGGGUGAAAAGCACGGAAGAUGCAGUCGACUAUUCUGAUAUCAGUGAGGUUGCUGAGGAUGAAACAAAGAAGUACCGUCAGGCCAUGGGCUCUCUGCAGCCCAGCAGGAAAACAGAUGACGAGGAUGACUAUGACGCCGACUGCGAGGAUAUUGAUUCCAAGCUCAUGCCUCCUCCACCUCCACCAAGUCUGCCUACAUCUGGCAAGAAAGAGGAGCCCUCUCCUCAGAGUGCAGGUGUUGGGGAAGAUGGUGAUGGCAUCAUCCUGCCCUCCAUCAUCGCCCCGUCCUCCACGGGGGACAAGGUGGACUUCAGCAGCUCUUCAGACUCUGAGUCGGAGACGGACCGUCCUUGCCAGGGCUCAGGGGCUGGAGGCCCACCAGACAGGCUCAACCUGCCUCUGGCUGGUAUCAUGCAGAAAGACGCCGCCAAAGCCCUGCCAGGCGUCACAGAGCUCUUCCCGGUGUUUAGGCCUGGAAAGGUACUCAGGUUCUUACGGCUGUUCGGCCCUGGAAAGAAUAUGCCAUCAGUUUGGAGGAGCGCCCGCAGGAAGAAGAAGAGGAAGCACCGGGACCCUCAACCUGGGACGCCUCCUCCAGAAGGAGAGCCCGCAGAGCCAUGCCAGGAGAAGAGGUCUGGUUGGACUUAUGAGUUUGCACCGCCUCCACCCCCAGAGCAGUGUCUCUCUGACGAUGAGAUAACCAUGAUGGCUCCGGUGGAGUCCAAGUUCUCUCAAACAUGUGGAGAUGGGGACAAAGAGACAGAGUCUCGACCCAAGGUAGCUGAGUGGAGGUACGGUCCAGCACAACUCUGGUAUGACAUGCUGGGGGUCCCUGAGGAUGGAAGCAACUUCAACUACGGCUUCAAGCUGAAAGAUGAGCAGUCCGAGGAGCCUCAGACGCAGGAGAACCCCGAAGUAACAACAGAGACUGCUGAAGAGGAUGGGGACAAUAAUGAGGACAAAUCGACUCUUGAGAACGAGCUCUUCCUGAUGGUCACCCAGCUCCAGUGGGAGGACGACAUCAUUUGGAACGGGGAGGAUGUAAAACACAAGGGCACCAAGACUCAGCGAGCCAGCCUGGCAGGGUGGCUACCUUCAAGCAUGACGCGCAAUGCCAAUGCUUAUAAUGCACAGCAGGGUCUGACUAGAAGUAAUUCCCAGUUGGUGCCACCCACACCUCCACCCAUGCCCAAAGCUUCAUCAAUCUCUGGCUCCAAGCGGGAUAAAAACAGCCAUGACCAUCAAGCUUCUCAUGAAGAAGACUGUCCCUGGUUCUCCAUCUUUCCCAUUGACAAUGAGGAGCUGGUGUACGGACGAUGGGAGGACAACAUUAUCUGGGACGACCAGUCGAUGGACCACUUACUUAUUCCGCCUGUUCUUACUCUGGACCCCAAUGACGAGAACAUCAUUCUCGAAAUUCCUGAUGAGAAGGAGGAGAGAACGUCCCACUCCCCUUCAAAAGAGAACAAGAAGGAGUCGGCGAUGAAGAAGAGCCGCAUCCUGCUGGGGAAGACUGGGGUGAUAAAAGACGAGCCUCAGCAGAACAUGUCGCAGCCAGAGGUGAAGGACCCCUGGAACCUGUCCAAUGAUGAAUUCUACUACCCCAAACAGCAGGGCCUGAGGGGAACGUUUGGUGGUAACAUCAUUCAGCACUCCAUCCCAGCAGUGGAGCUUAGACAGCCCUUCUUCCCCACCCACAUGGGACCCAUGAAGCUGCGCCAGUUCCACCGUCCCUCUCUGAAGAAGUAUUCAUUUGGAGCGUUGGCUCAACCAGGACCACACCCUUCCCAGCCACUGCUCAAACAUAUCAAGAAGAAGGCCAAGAUGCGAGAGCAGGAGCGGCAGGCCUCAGGUGGAGGAGACAUGUUCUUCAUGCGAACAGCCCAGGACCUGACGGGCAAAGACGGGGAUCUGAUCCUGGCAGAGUACAGCGAAGAAUACCCGCCUCUCAUCAUGCAAGUCGGCAUGGCCACCAAAAUCAAGAACUACUACAAAAGGAAACCCGGGAAGGACCCUGGAGCACCAGAUUGUAAAUAUGGAGAAACUGUGUACUGCCACACGUCUCCUUUCCUGGGUUCUCUGCACCCUGGACAGCUGCUGCAGGCAUUCGAGAACAACCUUUUCCGUGCUCCGAUCUAUCUGCACAAGAUGCCAGAGACAGACUUCCUGGUCCUGCGAACGCGGCAGGGCUACUUCAUCAGAGAGAUCGUAGACAUUUUUGUGGUUGGUCAGGAGUGUCCCUUGUUUGAGGUUCCAGGACCGAACUCCAAACGAGCCAACACCCACAUCAGAGACUUCCUUCAGGUGUUCAUUUACCGCCUGUUUUGGAAGAGCAAAGAUCGGCCUCGAAGAAUCCGCAUGGAGGACAUAAAGAAAGCAUUUCCCUCGCACUCUGAGAGCAGCAUCCGUAAACGCCUGAAACUUUGCGCUGACUUCAAACGCACGGGAAUGGACUCAAACUGGUGGGUGCUGAAGCCUGACUUCAGAUUGCCGACAGAAGAGGAGAUCAGAGCUAUGGUGUCUCCAGAGCAGUGCUGCGCCUACUACAGCAUGCUGGUGGCUGAGCAGAGACUCAAGGAUGCUGGUUAUGGCGAGAAAUCCUUCUUUGCUCCAGAGGAAGAGAAUGAAGAAGACUUUCAGAUGAAGAUUGAUGAUGAGGUCAGGACAGCCCCGUGGAACACAACAAGAGCCUUCAUUGCUGCCAUGAAGGGGAAAUGUCUGCUGGAGGUCACGGGGGUGGCUGAUCCCACAGGCUGUGGAGAGGGUUUCUCUUACGUCAAAGUUCCCAACAAGCCCACCCAGCAGAAGGAUGACAGGGAGCCACAGCCAGCUAAGAAAACUGUGACGGGAACAGAUGCUGACCUGAGGAGACUCUCACUUAAGAAUGCCAAGCAGCUGCUGCGCAAGUUUGGUGUUCCAGAGGAGGAGAUCAAGAAGCUGUCCCGUUGGGAGGUGAUCGAUGUGGUGAGGACCAUGUCCACAGAGCAGGCACGUUCAGGCGAGGGACCCAUGAGCAAGUUCGCCAGAGGUUCCCGUUUCUCUGUCGCUGAACACCAGGAGCGCUACAAGGAAGAGUGCCAGAGGAUCUUUGACCUGCAGAACAAAGUUUUGGAGUCAACGGAGGUGCUUUCCACCGACACAGACAGCAGCUCAGCAGAGGACAGCGACUUUGAGGAGAUGGGGAAGAACAUUGAGAACAUGCUGCAGAACAAGAAGACAAGCUCCCAGCUCUCCCGAGAGAGGGAGGAGCAGGAGAGGAAGGAGCUGCAGAGGAUGCUUAUGGGCGAGGAGAGUGACCGCGACAACAAGGGACGCAAGGAGCGGCGCAAGGGCCUGUCAAGCUCCAUGUCCACCAGCUCCCACAAGGAUGACGACGCGUCCUCCGUCACCAGCCUGAACUCAUCAGCUACUGGGCGGCGACUUAAGAUCUAUCGCACCUUCAGGGAUGAGGAUGGCAAGGAGUACGUCCGCUGUGAGACGGUGCGCAAGGCCGCCGUCAUCGACGCCUACACCAGGAUCCGAACCACCAAGGACGACGAGUUCAUACGAAAGUUUGCCCUCUUCGAUGAGCAGCACAGAGAGGAGAUGAGGAAGGAACGCCGGCGGAUUCAGGAGCAGCUGAGGAGGUUGAAACGUAACCAGGAGAAGGACAAGUUCAAGGGCCCGCCGGAGAAGAAGGCCAAGAAGGUUAAGGAGCGACCAGACCUCAAGCUAAAGUGUGGAGCUUGUGGAGCCAUCGGACACAUGAGGACCAACAAGUUCUGCCCGCUGUACUAUCAGACCAACGCGCCGCCCUCCAACCCUGUCGCCAUGACAGAAGAGCAGGAGGAGGAGCUGGAGAAGACGGUCAUCCACAACGACAACGAGGAGCUGAUCAAGGUGGAGGGAACCAAGAUCGUCUUGGGCAAGCAGCUCAUUGAAAGUGCUGAUGAGGUCCGCAGGAAGUCCUUAGUCCUCAAGUUCCCCAAACAGCAGGUCCCACCAAAGAAGAAGAGGCGCGUAGGCAGCGCUGUGCACUGCGACUACCUCAAUAGGCCACACAAGUCCAUCCAUCGCAGACGCACUGACCCCAUGGUGACCUUGUCGUCUGUCCUUGAGAGCAUUAUUAAUGACAUGCGGGAUCACCCCAACACCUAUCCAUUCCACACACCAGUCAAUGCCAAAGUGGUGAAGGACUACUACAAAAUCAUCACCCGGCCAAUGGACUUGCAAACACUGAGGGAGAAUGUACGCAAGCGGAUGUACCCAUCUCGGGAGGAAUUCCGUGAAAACGUGGAGCUUAUUGUCAAAAACAGCGCCACAUACAAUGGGGCAAAGCAUCCAAUCACCCAGGUGGCGCAGUCAAUGCUGGACCUGUGCGAUACCAAACUGAAAGAGAAGGAAGACAGGCUGGUGAGGCUGGAGAAAGCCAUCAAUCCGUUGCUGGAUGAUGACGAUCAGGUGGCCUUCUCCUUCAUCCUGGAUAACAUUGUGACACAGAAAAUGAUGGCGGUUCCUGAUUCGUGGCCAUUCCACCAUCCUGUUAACAAGAAGUUUGUGCCAGAUUACUACAAGGUGAUCGUCAGCCCCAUGGAUCUGGAGAACAUCCGCAAGAACAUCUCCAAACAUAAGUACCAGAACCGAGAAGCCUUCCUGUCCGAUGUCAUUCUCAUCCACAACAACAGCAUCAAGUACAACGGCCCAGACAGCCCUUACACUAAGACCGCCCUGGAGAUUGUCAACGUGUGUAAGCAGACCUUGUCAGAGUAUGAUGAGCACCUGACGCAGCUGGAGAAGGACAUCUCCACCGCUAAAGAGGCAGCCCUGGACGCAGCCGACUUGGAGAGCCUGGACCCGAUGACUCCAGGGCCGUACACACCACAGCCUGCUGAUCUAUUUGACAGUGGGGCUUCAGGAAGUCUGUCCAGAGAGACCGGCAGCCUUUUCUCUGAGGGACCUCUAGUGGUUGCUCCAGAGAAGAGAGGGGGGCAGGGUCGUCACGGCAGAAGACUUGGGGAAGAAGAGUCUGACGUGGAUAUCGAAGGCUUCGAGGAGGAAGAUGAUGGAAAACCCAAGACUCCAGCUCCUGCCGAGGACGGGGACGGAGAUCUGGAUGACGACGAGGAUGAAGAGGAGAUUCUGCUUCCGCCCCGCAGACGCCUGCACGGCCAGGAGGAAGAGGAGGAAGAGGAGGAGGAGGAAGGUGAGGACGAAGGGUCCAGCCGCCCGGCCCAGGCCAGCGUGCUAUACCAGGACCUGCUCAUGUCCGACGGAGAGGACGACGCCAGCGAAGAGGAGGGCGACAACCCAUUCUCCUCCAUUCACCUGUCGGAGAGCGGCAGCGACUCAGACAGAGAGGUGGACGUGCGGCCCGCGCCUCCACGCAGAGCUCAAGAGACAGCCCGCAUGGGCAUGGAGCAGGACGAGAGCAUGAUGUCAUAUGAAGGGGACGGACCUGACGAGCCGCACAUGGAGGACAGUAAUGUCAGUUACGGCAGCUACGAGGAGACAGAGAGCCAGAGUCAGAUGCAGCCUGGCAGCAUGGGAAACGGGGAGGAGUACGGCAUCAGUGAGGAAGAGGAGGAGGAGGAUGACGAGGAGGAAGCCAGAAGGCGAGGCCCAGCCGUCCUCUCUCAGGUCCAGCUCAGCGAAGACGAGGAGAGCGAAGAGUUCAGAUCCAUCGGAGGAGACAGCGACAUGGACUCGGACAAUUAGGGAAAUUUAAAUUUUUGUACAGUUUUCUUGAAGGUCAUCGUGAAUACGUUUUUUUUUUAAUUCCACUGUCAGAAAUCGAUGCAGUGGGACUUUAAUUGUCUACCGUCUGAGCUUUGUUUCUUAAGGUCAUGCUUGUUGAAGCAUUUUGAAAAAUUUUGUUUUACUGUCACCAUGAUGACGUCUGCGGUGCUUUUAGGUCUGUGGUACCUACAUAGUAAACAUGGUGUAAUAUACAACAGGACAUACAAUGUUUUAGUUAAAAUAACACUGUUCACCAUGAUGUACGUUGAAAAAAAGUGUUUGUUCAGGGGUUCUGCAUCGUUUCAAUUGCCAUUUUAAAAACAAAAAUUUUAAGUUUAUUUUCAGUGUUGCUCACAUGGCAAGGCGACAGCAAAUUAAGUUGAUUAUCUCAAAUGUGAAGUUGAGCUGCUUCUGACGCUGUAAUCCUGCAACUGUUUAUUAUGUCCCAUUCAAGUGUAAAUACAGCUGGGCAACUUGCUUAAGAUGUGUCUGAAAUGAGCGUAAUAUAUAAUCUGAGGUUAUGCUCUUGUGUUCUUGUAUUAUAUGAGGCUUUGUGACCCACAUGGCUUUUAAUUUGUUUUUUCUAAGCUUGAAAUAUAAAAAGACACAAUAAAUUUGAAUCUGUACCAUUUUGUAGACUGA